CCCCCCCCCAAGGUCCAAGACCGAUGAGCAACGGAAGGGGGAGAAAGUGGGAAGCCCCCCAUCUAAGGUCUGUGAGUUUUUUCCUCGACCCUGCUGCCCUGCCGGUUGGGUGUCGUGACCUUCGUUUUGCUUCCCUUCCCCCAGUUCCCAUGCCUAUAAUUCAUCGGUUGAGAACCAUUCAAUGCCGGAAGCGGAAGCCUCAACAUCGUGGGCGCGUGGGCGCGUGGGAAGAUCAUGGCAGGCCAUAAAAGAUCGAUGUCAUGCAAACCAGGGUUCAGAUAUCUACGUUUCAACGGCCUCUUUACCUCAUUCGACAUAUUUCGCCCACUAACACUACUGACACUGCCUACUUACACGAUCUUCCCCUCUCUCGGAGGGCUAUUACAUUACACAUAUAGAUCCAAUAUAAAGCGCUACAACACGCGCGGGUCCGAGCAUGAAAUAACGCAUUGUUUCCGGCAGGCUCUUGGAAUAUCUAAUGGUCUCAUGACAAUUUACCAGCAAUGCGAUGGGGAACAUCGCUUCGCUCCCCUCUGUCUCUCUUAUUCUCCUUCUCAAGACACCUCGUCUAAACGUGUUCCCGUACCACUUGCCGAAGUGAGGGUUGUUCUAUCAAGCUGUCGCGGCAAGCAAGCUCGUGUAGCAUCUAAACCCCGAACCGUCGGGAAGAUAUUCUGUGACCAACAUGAUUCUAUGACUUACUUUACUCGCCUUUCGGUGAGAUUUAUCUAACCAUACGUCCAACAUCGCUCUGCCGGUGAGUGAGAUACAGCUUGCAUACAAAAUAAAAAUUGCACGCAGAAAAGAAGAAAAAAAAAGGAAACCGGGC
Molecule: messenger RNA, 829 nt
Organism: Hypoxylon trugodes
Lineage: Eukaryota; Fungi; Ascomycota; Sordariomycetes; Xylariales; Hypoxylaceae
Exons: 1
Coding region: 235-732 (165 amino acids)
Source: RefSeq, a predicted model, not a curated record